AGUAUUUUGAGUAGUCGUGAUCAUCAGUAGUCAAUAGCUUGUGAACAUUAGUAGGUUGCAGUUCUUAAAUUAAAGAUAAAAUUAUGAAAUACAAUAAACGUUGUAAUUGGCUUAGCAACAAUAUGUUAGUAGUACCCUUUUGAAAUUGCGAAAAUUGAUUUUUCGUUCGCGCAUUGCGCACCGCGAAUGUCCUGCGCGUUCCAACCCCAACCCUAAGAUAAUAUCAGUAAGCAUAUCAUCAGCAACGCCAGUUUAUUGACAAAUACGUAUUUGGUCCAAUUCGCACAAUGGAAAAUCUCAAUAAGAGGAAACUUUCGGCCAAAGGGGAGAGCUUGUACGCACAACUAACGCUUCCCAAAACAGCUACAGCGGAGGAGAUCAGGAAGAAUUAUCGACGAUUAGUUAUCAAGUAUCAUCCGGACAAGAACCCAGACCCAGCGGCCGUCGAGAAGUUCAGGGAAAUCACCUACGCCUAUUCGGUGCUCAAUGAUGAACACAAAAGGGCGAUCUACGAUGAGUACGGUUCGAUUGGUUUGGCAAUUGGGAAGAGUUUCGGAGACGAAAGCGUCUGCAUCAAAUUACCGUGGUGGUUGAAAAUUAUCAUCUUGACGAGUUGUCUGGCCACUUGUUUCUGUUGCUGCUGCUGUUGUUGCUGUUGCUGCUGCAAGUACAAACUUAAAGAUCCCGAAGAAGACGAGGAGUUUAAAACUUUCCAGGAAAACGCUUUAGUGGAGUACGCACCGAAACCUGGUGAUUACGAGAUCGAAAACGAAGACGAGGAUGGGCCUUCCACCUCUGAUCCAAAUUGCAAGAUCACCAGCAAUCCAUUCUUUGCAACAGAAGGGCAACAGGAAACGACCUUUGUGUAAAUAUGUAUA
Messenger RNA from Nicrophorus vespilloides, 878 nucleotides. RefSeq names its product dnaJ homolog subfamily C member 5-like. Lineage: Eukaryota; Metazoa; Arthropoda; Insecta; Coleoptera; Silphidae. Bases 288 to 869 code for a protein of 193 amino acids. The transcript has 6 exons. The record is from RefSeq and is a predicted model, not a curated record.